AUGGCAAAGGUAGCAAGGCCAGUAAAGCCUAUGGAGCCAGACAAGCUGGACGAGUAUGUGGCGCAUGUGUCGUUCGAUGACUUGACACCUGGAUUCGUGGAUUCGCGGAUCCGGCUGGCGCAACAGCUCGAAGAGGAAGGCAUUGCGUUUGCCAACCCGUUUUUGCAGGUUCCUGGACAGGCCAAGACCAAAUCGGAAGAGUCGUCGCGCAGGAGCACGCCUAGCCUGGAUCUGUACCACGCGUCGCGAUCGUCGCGCGGGUCCAGCACGAAUGCCAUGGAUGCCAUUGCAGGCGCCAGUAUGAACGGGGGCCUCAGAUCCCCCAAAUCCGAGGCGUUGCGCAGCUCAGGCACGCCGUCGCCACCGAUGUCCACCAGCGGUCAGCGCUCAAUUCUCCGCAAGCCGGAUCACCUGCACCAGCAAUCACUACACGACAUCGAAGAUUUCGACUUGAUGGACUUAGACCCGCACAAAGAUCACCAGAUCGACUCAAUGACCAACCGCAACACCCAGGAGAACUCCGGCUGUCCUCGUGGGUACACCACUUCUGCUUUUUCAAAUCUGAAUGAAGUCGAGGACAAAAUCAUGCGCAAGGAAUACAGCGUCAAAUCGGCAUCCUCUGGUGGUAGCGGUGGGCGCAAGAAAAGUUUUGCCGGGAUGAGCGACGCAGAACUUCUGGCUCUCGAGAAAAAAUACGAAGCGGGUUCUCGCACCAAUUACAAAGUCGAGCAAUUUGAUUUCGGCGAACAGGCACAACUAUACAUCGAGCCCGAGGGCAACCGGCCCGUGGGGCCUACAAACCAAUGGCCGCAAACAAUAUAUCCUUCAAGGCCGUGCGUGAAUCAUCAUGCUUUGACUGUGACCAAAGUUCAUCGAGAUUUUUUAACUUAUGUCAUGGAGCAUCGUUACCACGAUGAUAGAGAGUCUCUCAGAACCAUUCUAUGUGCCAUUUCGGGAAGACGACACACCUGGUCUGCGAUAGACUGGUAUGUGGAGAACUUGGCUCGAGAUGGCGACCAUUUGGUAAUCGCCACGCGAAUUCCUCUUUUCGAGGAUUCCGACGUAGAUGGCGGAAGUUCGGCACCUCCAAGUUCCUUUUUAGAUGAUUUUGACUUCAAAAACGACAAAUCCAUGAGUCGGUCCUUGAGCCGCAGAUCAAGUGCUACUGGGCGGGUAUUGGCAGCACAAGACAUAGAUUUUCUGGCGCGGGUCAAAUGUAAUGCGAUCCUCGACUAUUAUCUUGAGAAACUCAAUGGGAAACGUUUAAAGGUCACCGUCGAGCUCAUCAAAAAUGACUCCACCACAUAUGCCUUGACAUCUGCCAUUGCUCUUUACAAACCAGACUUUAAAAUUAUUAGUACUGUAAGCACAAACUUGCAUAUUAAGUUCAGAAAUGGGCAUGUCAAGCUUCCGAAUUUUGUGAUGCGACACUUUUGGGUCCCCACAUACGUGAUCCCCUAUGAGUUUAUCGAUCCCGCUUUGCUAGGUGAGAAGACGGAGACUCCUCGAAAAGCUGCUAAUUUCAGCACCAACAUGUCAGAUGCGCAAGUGAUGCGGAGCAUCGACAGAGUAAUCACAAGAACACUUACAAAUCCCUAUGGACCGAGAGACCAACCUGCCAAAUGCGGACCUGAUGCAGACGUCGCCAGUGUGGAUUCUUACUUUCCCAUGGACCCAGAGACAAAGCGUAAAAUGGAAGAAUUUGAGAGCGUAGGGUACUUGAGGCCCGUUCCGUCCCGCAGAAAUUGUAAUCUGUCGAAGCAGACCUCUUUCGCGAGCUCUAAAUCUAGCAGACGAAGCUCCCGUGUACAGUUUUCCGGUGCUGACAGCGGCGGAGUGUAUAAAGUCAAAUCUCUUAUAGACUAUGACGAUAAAGAUGGAGGAGCGGCACGGAAAACAAGGUCCAGUGUCUCCACCCAAAGCAAUGGUAAAUCAUCUGUGAAAAAGAGACCCUCAAGUACAAGACGUGCCAAAAGCAUGGACGCGACGCCAUUGGUCGAAGGUAAAAAGAAGAGCAACAAAUUUGGGGGGUUUUUGAAGAAGCUUGGAAUCGGCAAGUAA
Molecule: messenger RNA, 2061 nt
Organism: Lachancea nothofagi CBS 11611
Lineage: Eukaryota; Fungi; Ascomycota; Saccharomycetes; Saccharomycetales; Saccharomycetaceae
Source: the annotation of a GenBank genome assembly